AUGUCUCUCAGCAGAGCUUUCACCAGACGGGUCAAGUCGAAGCAAUCUUUCUCGAACUUGAAGAUAUCUGCUCCCGUCGAACUGCUAUCUACGACCAAUAUGCUUUCCUACAACGCACCCGAUAUCUACCCAAGUAGAAGCGCCUCUACCUCGUCGCAAUCUGGAGACGAAUCCGACAAAUCGCUCUCCGAUAUGUCCACCCCCAUGACUUCGGCAGACUGCUCGUCGGUCGAAUCUUCGCCAAUCGAGCCAAACCACCUCUCCUGCUACUUCGGCACGGUGGCCGCGAGAUACAGUGGUGCCGACGGUGAAGCGCCUCGGAUCCCACGCAGAUCUCAGACUCACACCAAGCAGCUCAGCAUCGAGAGAUCCAUCCACAGAGGUUCUGUCUCGCAAUAUUCCCGAAAGAACAGCACGUCGACCGUUCGCUCCUCGAUCAACAUGUUCGGCGCCAACAUCGAUUCCUUCGAACCGCACCCCUUCGGCAACGAGCUCGCCCAGGUCACCGAGAUCGCGGAGGACUACGGCAUUGCUGAGGGCAUACUGGCCGAGGUCUACCAGGAAGAGCAAGAGCUGAUUGCACGGGGCCUCUUCAAGUUCGGUGCGGAAGACUACAUGAGCGAGAUCCACAACAUCUUCAUGGGCGCGUUCGGCCCUGCGGAACCCACCAUAUCAUCGGCGUGGAUCUAG
Molecule: messenger RNA, 690 nt
Organism: Drepanopeziza brunnea f. sp. 'multigermtubi' MB_m1
Lineage: Eukaryota; Fungi; Ascomycota; Leotiomycetes; Helotiales; Drepanopezizaceae
Source: RefSeq, a predicted model, not a curated record